Molecule: messenger RNA, 1167 nt
Organism: Quercus lobata
Lineage: Eukaryota; Viridiplantae; Streptophyta; Magnoliopsida; Fagales; Fagaceae
Exons: 1
Coding region: 1-1167 (388 amino acids)
Molecular function (GO): nucleic acid binding; zinc ion binding
Source: RefSeq, a predicted model, not a curated record
AUGUGUGCAUUCUUGUGCUCUAUUGAUGAGAGCAUAUGGGAUGCGGUUGAGAAUGGAUGGAUUAGGCUAGAGGCAGCCAAAUCUACUUGGGAUAAGGUAGCCCUUGUAGCGUUCAAUGCUAAUAGUAAUGCUUUGAAUGCUAUAUUUUGUGGUGUCUCAUCUAAUGAAUUUCACAGGAUUUCACAUGUUACGAUCGCCAAGGAGGCAUGGGAAAUUUUGGAGACCACAUAUGAAGGCACCAAAAAGGAGAAGGACACCAAGUUACAUAUGCUCACCACUCGCUUCGAAGAACUAAAGAUGAGCGAAGAUGAGUCAUUCGUCUUCUUCUAUGGGAAGUUGAAUGAAGUGGUGAUUGGUAAAUUCAACUUGGGUGAAAAGACAGAGGACUCCAAGGUUGUCAGGAAGAUCCUACGAUCAUUGCUAGAGAGUUUUCGUGCCAAGGUUACUGCCAUCAAAGAGAGCAAAGUCCUUAAUGAGAUUAAGAUUCAAGAACUCAUUAGAUCUCAUCAAACUUAUGAGCUAUCUCUACCUUCACAAAGGAAGAGCAAAUCCCUUGCUCUUAAGACAAUCAAUGAAAGAAUGGAAGCUCAAGACUCCUCGGAUGAGGAUGAGGAUGAAAAGGAAGUGGUGUACCUUGCAAAGAACUUUUGUAAGUUCUUAAAAUUCAAGAAGAAUGAGAAGUCUUUUGAGAAGGGGAAAUUCUCGAAUUUCAAGAAGGACAAGAAAGAUUUCAAGAAGAAGGAUUCUAAAGAUUCUUCUUUGUUUCAAGUGGUUACAUGCUAUGAGUGCAAAGGGCAUGGGCAUGUGAAGAAAGAAUGCCCUACUUAUUUAAAGGCAAAGGGUAAAGUCUUUGCUACUACCCUUAGUGACUCGAACAACUCCAAUUCGGAUUCGGAAGAAAGUUGUGACAGAGAAGGAAACUACUCCGCAUUUAUGGCUAUCACACUCAUAGACUCUUCGGAAGAUUUGAGCACGCUAGUGGAAGAGCUCGGUGAGCACAUCGAAGUGGAGUCUAUGGGGGUUGGGAAGGAAUCAGAUGAUAAAGAUGAAGAAUGCAUCUAUAAAGGAGCAAAGGGAUUACAAAAAUCCUAUAAUUCUCUUCCUGAGAAGACCAGAGAGUAUGCUAAAGAGGCUAAAGCAACCAUUAGAGAAAUGAAGAAAGCUUAA